This is a messenger RNA of Hibiscus syriacus, 735 nucleotides long. RefSeq names its product PLASMODESMATA CALLOSE-BINDING PROTEIN 3-like. Bases 57 to 671 code for a protein of 204 amino acids. The transcript is spliced from 4 exons. The record is from RefSeq and is a predicted model, not a curated record. Lineage: Eukaryota; Viridiplantae; Streptophyta; Magnoliopsida; Malvales; Malvaceae.
CAAACACCGCCAUUCUCACCUCAACGCUUAUUUUCUGCUUUUUGUUCCCAUCAGCCAUGGCUGCUGCUUUACUGCUUUCAGUGCUCUUUCUUGCCAUGACUGGCCACUCAAGUGCCACAUGGUGUGUGUGCAAAGAUGGUGUGGGUGAAGCGAACUUGCAGAAGGCACUGGAUUAUGCUUGUGGAAACGGUGCGGACUGCAACCCGAUCCAUUCAAAUGGACCCUGCUUUAACCCCAGCACUGUUAAAGCACAUUGCAGUUAUGCCGUCAACAGCUAUUUCCAAAGAAAAGGCCAAGCUCAAGGCUCCUGUGAUUUUGCUGGCACUGCUGCUGUUUCUUCAACUGACCCUAGCUCUGCUGGCUGUUCUUACCCCUCCAGCGCCAGUGCCAGUAGCACCGGCACCUCCACAACACCAACAACUCCGGUUACAACGACAAAUCCAUCAACCACCGCACCCACAAACAUGAAUCCGGGCACAAAUACCCAAACAGGCACAACACCAUACGGCUCAACAACGCCGACAGGAGUGUUAGGGGGAGUCGGCACCGGCUUAGGCCCAUCCGGAACCAGCACGACCAACACGGAUUACAGCCACGGAGGGCUCCGGCUUCAAGCCAUUUCUUCCCUCACAACCUUCGUGUUUUCAGGCUUGAUGCUGUUGUGGGGUUGACUGACAGCAAAAAAAACCUAUGUGAUGUUUAUCGAAGGACAUGUUAAGGCUAUCUAAGUUUUUU